Psammomys obesus (fat sand rat) is the source of this 2296-nucleotide messenger RNA. It is a transcript of the gene Hspa8, whose product is annotated as heat shock protein family A (Hsp70) member 8. Bases 105 to 2045 code for a protein of 646 amino acids. Gene Ontology annotation, molecular function: misfolded protein binding; heat shock protein binding; ATP binding. NCBI's taxonomy places the organism in Eukaryota, Metazoa, Chordata, Mammalia, Rodentia, Muridae. The record is from RefSeq and is a predicted model, not a curated record. The transcript is spliced from 9 exons. Gene Ontology annotation, biological process: protein refolding; cellular response to unfolded protein; vesicle-mediated transport. Gene Ontology annotation, cellular component: cytosol; nucleus; cytoplasm.
UAAGAGAGACUGAAGCGGGCGGAAACCGGUCUCAUUGAACGCGGUGCCAGCUUUCGGGGUUUUGCGUGGUGUCUCCGCCAGCACAGCCGGGCCUAAACGCAAACAUGUCUAAGGGACCUGCAGUUGGCAUUGAUCUUGGCACCACCUAUUCGUGUGUGGGUGUCUUCCAGCAUGGAAAGGUGGAAAUAAUUGCCAAUGACCAGGGUAACCGAACCACGCCGAGCUAUGUUGCUUUUACCGACACAGAACGUCUAAUUGGGGAUGCUGCGAAAAACCAGGUUGCAAUGAACCCCACCAACACAGUUUUUGAUGCCAAACGUCUGAUCGGACGUAGGUUUGAUGAUGCUGUUGUUCAGUCUGACAUGAAGCACUGGCCCUUCAUGGUGGUGAAUGAUGCAGGCAGGCCCAAGGUCCAAGUAGAAUACAAAGGAGAGACAAAAAGUUUCUACCCAGAGGAAGUGUCCUCUAUGGUUCUCACUAAGAUGAAGGAAAUUGCAGAAGCCUACCUUGGGAAGACUGUUACCAAUGCUGUGGUCACAGUGCCAGCUUACUUCAAUGACUCUCAGCGACAGGCAACAAAAGAUGCUGGAACUAUUGCUGGCCUUAAUGUACUUCGAAUUAUCAAUGAACCAACUGCUGCUGCUAUUGCUUAUGGUUUAGAUAAGAAGGUUGGAGCUGAAAGGAACGUGCUGAUUUUUGACUUGGGAGGUGGUACUUUUGAUGUGUCAAUCCUCACAAUUGAGGAUGGCAUUUUUGAAGUGAAAUCCACAGCUGGAGACACCCACUUGGGUGGAGAAGACUUUGAUAACCGAAUGGUCAACCAUUUCAUUGCUGAGUUUAAACGAAAGCACAAGAAGGACAUCAGUGAGAACAAGAGAGCUGUCAGGCGUCUUCGUACUGCCUGUGAACGGGCUAAGCGCACCCUCUCCUCCAGCACCCAGGCCAGUAUUGAGAUUGAUUCUCUCUAUGAGGGAAUUGACUUCUAUACCUCUAUUACCCGUGCUCGAUUUGAGGAAUUGAAUGCUGACCUGUUCCGUGGCACACUGGAUCCUGUAGAAAAGGCCCUUCGAGAUGCCAAACUUGACAAGUCACAGAUUCAUGACAUUGUUCUGGUUGGUGGUUCUACUAGAAUCCCCAAGAUUCAGAAGCUUCUGCAAGACUUCUUCAACGGGAAAGAACUGAACAAGAGCAUUAACCCUGAUGAAGCUGUUGCUUAUGGUGCAGCUGUCCAGGCAGCCAUUUUAUCAGGAGACAAGUCUGAGAACGUUCAGGAUUUGUUGCUGUUGGAUGUCACUCCUCUAUCCCUUGGUAUUGAAACUGCUGGUGGAGUCAUGACUGUCCUCAUCAAGCGCAAUACCACCAUUCCUACCAAGCAGACUCAGACUUUCACCACCUACUCUGACAACCAGCCUGGUGUGCUCAUUCAGGUGUAUGAAGGUGAAAGGGCCAUGACCAAGGACAACAACCUGCUUGGAAAGUUUGAACUCACAGGCAUACCUCCAGCACCUCGUGGUGUCCCUCAGAUUGAAGUCACUUUUGACAUUGAUGCCAAUGGCAUCCUCAAUGUUUCCGCUGUAGAUAAGAGCACAGGAAAGGAGAACAAGAUCACCAUCACCAAUGACAAGGGACGUUUGAGCAAGGAAGAUAUUGAGCGCAUGGUCCAAGAAGCUGAGAAGUACAAAGCUGAGGAUGAGAAGCAGAGAGAUAAAGUUUCCUCUAAGAAUUCACUGGAGUCCUAUGCCUUCAACAUGAAAGCUACAGUUGAAGAUGAGAAACUUCAAGGCAAGAUCAAUGAUGAGGAUAAACAGAAGAUUUUAGAAAAAUGUAACGAAAUCAUCAGUUGGCUGGAUAAGAAUCAGACUGCUGAGAAGGAAGAAUUUGAACACCAGCAGAAAGAACUGGAGAAAGUCUGCAACCCCAUCAUUACCAAGCUGUACCAGAGUGCUGGUGGCAUGCCUGGAGGAAUGCCUGGCGGCUUCCCUGGUGGAGGAGCACCUCCAUCUGGUGGUGCUUCUUCUGGCCCCACCAUUGAAGAGGUGGAUUAAGUCAGUCCAAAUAGAGGUGUAGCAUUGUUCCACAGGGGAAACAUUUGAAGGACCCAAAUUUAGCAAGUUACACGGCAGUUUCAAAUUUUUAAGCUGCUACAAUAAAUAACUGGGCAUUCUCAAUACUUGAACAUGGGAGAGGAAACAAUAACAUUGCACUUUAUAAGCACUGUAUCCUAAAUGAAAAUGCAAUGUCUCUAAAAACAGGUGGAAAAUGCAAUGUCUAAUAAAAUAUUUAAAUUGGCACCAGA